Selaginella moellendorffii is the source of this 1476-nucleotide messenger RNA. Its product is annotated as cysteine desulfurase 1, chloroplastic. The record is from RefSeq and is a predicted model, not a curated record. NCBI's taxonomy places the organism in Eukaryota, Viridiplantae, Streptophyta, Lycopodiopsida, Selaginellales, Selaginellaceae. Bases 1 to 1422 code for a protein of 473 amino acids. Gene Ontology annotation, molecular function: cysteine desulfurase activity; pyridoxal phosphate binding. The transcript is spliced from 11 exons.
AUGUUGACGGGUCGCGACAGCCGUAGAUUCGCUAAUCGUGCCCUAGGAACCCGUUUCAAUCUCAUCCGCCCACUAAACCAACCUUACCAGAUCAUGGCUUGCGCCUCGCUAGGUUUAGGGUUUAUCGCGCUCCACGGGCGGCCCAGGGCUUGCGCGUCUAGCGCUCCUGCGGCUGCCGCUGCACCUCCGGCGCUUGGUGAUGUCACCAGGCCGCAUUUUCCGAUUCUCGAUCAGACGGUCAAUGGAUGCAAAUUGGUCUAUCUGGACAAUGCUGCGACGUCCCAGAAGCCUGUAGCUGUGCUUGACAAGCUCCAGGAUUACUACAGCGUUUAUAAUUCGAACGUGCACCGUGGAAUUCAUGCCCUGAGUGCGAAAGCUACCGAGGCGUAUGAAGUUGCAAGACAAAAGGUUGCGAACUUUAUCAAUGCCGAGACAUACCGGGAGAUUGUUUUCACGCGCAAUGCAACAGAAGCAAUCAACCUGGUUGCUUUUACUUGGGGAUUAUCCACUUUGCGAGAAGGAGACGAGGUCAUACUUUCUGUCGCAGAGCAUCACAGCAAUAUAGUGCCAUGGCAAAUCGCAGCUCAGAAGACGGGAGCGUCUCUGAAAUACGUGACUCUUACCGAAGAUGAAACUUUGAAUGUUGAAGAGUUGAAAGGCCUCUUUACAAAGAAGACAAAGCUGGUAUCCUUGCAUCACGUUUCCAACACUCUCGGUUCCAUCAAUCCAAUGCAAGAUAUCAUCCGUUAUGCGCAUGAUCAUGGUGCAAAGGUUCUCGUUGACGCGUGCCAGAGUGUUCCUCAUAUGACCGUGGACGUGCGAGGACUUGAUGCCGAUUUUCUAGUCUUUUCGUCACAUAAGAUGUGCGGUCCAACAGGCAUAGGAGUUUUAUACGGCAAACACGACAUGUUGAUGGCGAUGCCACCAUUUUUGGGAGGGGGCGAGAUGAUAUCGGACGUGUUUUUGAAUCACUCGACGUAUGCAGAUCCUCCAUUACGGUUUGAAGCAGGCACGCCUGCUAUUGCAGAGGCGAUUGGGUUAGGAGCUGCAAUUGACUAUCUUUCGAAUCUUGGAAUGGAUAACAUUCAUGCUUACGAGGUGGAAUUGUCAAAAUAUCUUUACAGCAAGCUCUCAAGUGUCUCUGGCGUUCGUAUUUAUGGUCCCAAGUCAGGAUCAGAAAGAGCGGCACUAUGCGCGUUCAAUGUCGAGGGAAUACAUCCGACGGAUCUAUCGACCUUUCUUGAUCAGCAGCACGGAGUCGCUGUAAGAUCUGGUCACCACUGCACGCAGCCACUGCAUCGCCAUUUGGGAAUCAAUGCCAGUGCUCGAGCAAGCCUGUACUUUUACAACACGAAACGAGAGGUGGACGCGUUUAUAGACGCUCUAAAUGACACCAUUGGUUUUUUUUCCUCGCUACAUUAACGUAUGUAGCAGAAGAUGUAGUUAAGUUGUCAGUAAUAAAUCUCAUUUCGUGCA